Drosophila ananassae is the source of this 375-nucleotide messenger RNA. RefSeq lists its product as uncharacterized. The record is from RefSeq and is a predicted model, not a curated record. The transcript is spliced from 2 exons. The coding region runs from base 1 to 339 and encodes 112 amino acids. Lineage: Eukaryota; Metazoa; Arthropoda; Insecta; Diptera; Drosophilidae.
AUGGCAAUUCUGUUCGACAGGUUUUUUACAAAUUUGAUCUAUGAUUUCUCGAUAAAUGGGUUUUGGGGAAAGGAAAAGAUCAGACUACCGGAAAGACACGAUGAAAUUAGAAAAUUGAAUAACUGGUUUGAAUUGAAAAAAACUCAAAUAAACAGCGCUGGAACAAUGAUUUCUGACAUUAAAAUCGAAUUGAAAAAGGAACAAUUGAACUUAUUUUCAUUUCGAGCUAUUACCGAAAUUGAUACAAUGAAGGUCUUAGUGAUGCAAGGACCUUUCCAUUUGAUUGAAUACUUAAACAACCUGAAGAAAGUCUGUUUGGCACUCACCACGCCGAACUGAUAUGCAUUUGUAUUAUCCUUUACGAUAAAAAAUCUA